AUGUCCGACGUAGCGAGCGCCUACAUGGCCGCUCCUCCCAUUGCGAGGACUGUGGCAACCGUUGUCUUCGUCUCCUCUCUCUGUGUCUACACGGGCAUGCUGUCGAUGUAUGGCUUCGUCUUCCACUACUCGUUCCUCCUCAAGUUCCCUCCGGCGAUCCAACGACUUGUGACGAGCUUCCUUAUCACGUCGAAAGACUUUGGUGUCAUCUUCGACACCUACUUCGUCUACACAUAUCUGAGCCAGCUUGAGAGGGGCAACCCGAAGUUCAUGAAGAAGGAAGAUCUGAUCUGGUACUUGAUGUUUGUUGGCGCCACCAUCAUUGGUAUCAACCAGGUAUUAACCGGAGCAUACAUGUAUUUGCACGCUAUGCUCAUCGCGAUCUGUUACACGGCGACCCAGGAUCAGCGUGGGCAACAAGCACACUUCUACGUGGUCAAUGUUCCCGCCCAGCUCAUGCCGUGGUGCAUGCUGCUAACAAAUCUGCUCUUCGGUGGUUGGGCAUCGUUCCUGCUGGGCUUGACUGGGAUUGCCGCCGCUCACCUGCAUGACUUCUUGACACGAAUCUACCCCGAGUUCGGAAACGGACCAAAUCUUCUCCCCACGCCAUGGUUCAUCUCGUGGAUCAUGCGUACGCCUAGAGCACGAAAUACUGUCUAUGGAUCGUCCCAUGCACCUCCGAGUGGUACAAGCGGUCGUGGUGGUCCAUUGCCAGAUUCGUGGAGGAGUACGGGGCCUGGCCGACGUCUGGGUUAG
Anthostomella pinea is the source of this 756-nucleotide messenger RNA. The record is from the annotation of a GenBank genome assembly. Lineage: Eukaryota; Fungi; Ascomycota; Sordariomycetes; Xylariales; Xylariaceae.